GUUGUCUGACUAAAUGCAUCAAUCUGCCACAGCAUAUAAAUAAACGGACAAAUACUCGCAUGUUAAUUCUUUUUUUUGCUCGUCUCGCAUGUUAAUUCUUGUUCGCAUUAUUGUUUGUCUCGAGUUUUUUCAGUAAUUUAAUCCAAGCAUCACUUCGCAUAAUCUAGAGCUAGUGGAGGACUGGAUGAAACCUGAGAUUCAUCAAGAUCUCAACUUUUUCCGCAGUUUGACCCUUGAUUUUGCAGCGAGUUCUUGUUGAAGAAAGUUGGGAUGGAUGGUCACUUUGUAAAAACUUUCUUGAUGGGCCUUUCCCUUUAGCAGCCUUUCGGCAGUUGGGAUUCUUGCUUUUGACUUUUCCGAGGUAGAUCUUGAAUCUUGAAUAUCACUUUGGUAGAUAGCAUUUAACGUGGUGUAGGAGAUUGUAACGGUAGAAAAUUGAACUGAGUAAAAUUGGAGUUAGGGUUUUGUUAUUGGAGAGAUGGGGAACACUUGUGUUGGACCGGGAAUAACGAAAAACAACUUCAUUCAAUCUGUCUCCGCUGCCAUGUGGCGGACCCCAGUCCCGGAGAGUACUAAUGGCUCCUCUGUCAAUGGGGGGAGUGUCAAGAACGAGGCUCAGGUGGAGCCGGAGUCGCCCAUGCCAGUGCAAAACACGCCACCGGAGCAGGUGACAAUGCCGAAGCCUGAGGUGAAGCAGGAGGAGAAGGUGAAUGUUAAGAAACCGAUGAAGAGGAAUACUAGUGCAGGGCUUAGGACCGACUCCGUUUUGCAGAGGAAGACUGGAAAUUUGAAGGAGUUUUUCACUAUGGGGAAGAAAUUAGGGCAGGGGCAGUUUGGGACAACGUUCCUGUGCGUGGAGAAGUCCACGGGGACUCAGUAUGCAUGCAAGUCGAUAGCAAAGAGGAAGCUGCUGACGGAUGAAGAUGUGGAGGAUGUUAGGAGGGAGAUUCAGAUAAUGCACCAUCUGGCCGGGCACCCGAAUGUUAUUUCCAUUAAGGGGGCGUACGAGGAUGCUGUUGCGGUCCAUGUUGUCAUGGAGCUGUGUGCCGGGGGUGAGCUUUUUGAUAGGAUCAUACAGCGUGGGCAUUAUUCUGAGAGGAAAGCAGCUGAGCUCACGAGGACAAUUGUUGGUGUGGUGGAAGCUUGCCAUUCCUUGGGGGUGAUGCAUCGUGACCUUAAGCCGGAGAAUUUCCUUCUGGUCGAUCAGAAGGAGGAUUCGCUUCUUAAAACAAUUGAUUUUGGGUUGUCAAUGUUUUUCAAGCCAGGAGAGAAGUUUCACGACGUGGUAGGCAGUCCAUAUUAUGUUGCUCCUGAAGUUCUUAGAAAGCGUUAUGGUCCCGAAGCCGAUGUUUGGAGUGCUGGAGUGAUUGUCUACAUUUUGCUCAGUGGAGUCCCUCCGUUCUGGGCUGGUGAGAACCGUCAAAACUCUUCAUUUAAAAUUGAGUUACGCCUCACCAUUCCUCCAAAGGUUUAUUUAUUUAUUUAUUAUUACUGUUUUUUUUUUUACUUUUGGAUGACGUCAGAGUCUGAGCAAGGCAUAUUUGAGCAAGUCCUGCAUGGUGAUCUUGACUUCUCAUCGGACCCUUGGCCGAGUAUCUCUGAUGAUGCAAAAGAUUUGGUUAGGAGAAUGCUCAUUCGAGAUCCCAAACGGCGUUUAACUGCCCAUGAAGUCCUCUGCCAUCCUUGGGUUCAAGUGGAUGGUGUGGCGCCUGACAAGCCUCUUGACUCUGCAGUUCUGAGUCGCUUGAAACAAUUUUCUGCGAUGAACAGGCUAAAAAAAAUGGCCCUUAGAGUGAUUGCAGAGUCCAUGUCCGAAGACGAAAUCGCUGGGCUAAGAGAGUUGUUCAAGAUGAUAGACACGGAUAAUAGCGGUCAGAUAACUUUCGAAGAGCUCAAAGCUGGACUGACGAGAGUCGGUGCCAACCUAAAGGAGUCCGAGAUUUAUGAUCUAAUGCAAGCAGCUGAUGUCGACAACAGUGGGACAAUCGACUAUGGAGAGUUCAUAGCUGCAACUCUGCAUCUCAACAAGAUCGAGAAGCAGGACCACCUAUUCGCUGCAUUCCAGUAUUUUGAUAAAGAUGGGAGUGGCUACAUCACCCACGAUGAGCUUCAACAAGCUUGCCUAGAGUUUGGCCUAGACGACACCAGCCUCGAAGAGAUGAUCCAAGAAGUUGAUCAAGACAAUGAUGGCCGUAUUGAUUACAACGAGUUUGUGACGAUGAUGCAAAAGGGACAUCCUGCCGGUGGUGGUGGCAAACGAGGCCUCGAGAAUAGCUUCAGCUUAAAUUUUAGAGAAGCGCUUAAACUUACAUAGAGAGACUCUUUUUUCCCUUUACGUUUCAUCUUUCCCUCUACAAAUCGAGUUUCGUGGCGUAUGCUGAAACUUUUUCGAGGAUUUGAACGUUGUCUUCUUCGUCUUUAUAUUGUAUACGGUAUUUUUCUAACUGCAUGAAGAUGAUAGCAAGCUUCAAACUCUUCUUCUGCAGAAAGGCACUAUGAGAUGUUUGGUUGGGUGCUUUUACACGGGCGUUUCUGCCAACAUUUUGUCAA
Molecule: messenger RNA, 2550 nt
Organism: Salvia miltiorrhiza (redroot sage)
Lineage: Eukaryota; Viridiplantae; Streptophyta; Magnoliopsida; Lamiales; Lamiaceae
Product: calcium-dependent protein kinase 1-like
Exons: 7
Coding region: 479-2314 (611 amino acids)
Biological process (GO): peptidyl-serine phosphorylation; intracellular signal transduction; protein autophosphorylation
Cellular component (GO): nucleus; cytoplasm
Molecular function (GO): calcium-dependent protein serine/threonine kinase activity; ATP binding; calcium/calmodulin-dependent protein kinase activity
Source: RefSeq, a predicted model, not a curated record